UUUUUUAUUUAUUUAUAUUUUUACUGUAUCGCGAGAAUUAAACGUUUAAAGCCGCUGCAUUUUGUAUUCGCUCCCGAAUUUAGUAGAGUGGCAUAAAUGAGCGAAUCCUGCAUUUUAGCGAGUUUAGCUGCUAAAAUUAAAAAUUUGGAGGCGAGGAUGAGUCGACGAGCUUAUUUUCCCAUAAAAACGGACUUUGUAUUUACGAAUUGUUAGAAAUUUUCUCAUCUGAAAAGAUUGUUUCUAUACUAAAUACAUCGGUUUAUUGAAUCGAGUUUUUAUAUAUCAAAUGGUGAUUGAGAGUGGCAUCCCUAAAUUCUCUAAUAGAGAUGAGGCAGAUCGGAUAAUUUAUAAAUUUUUGUCGGUUCUCGCGACAUUAGCCCCCUUUCUAUCGAAUUUUUAUUUUCAUGCGAGCCAGAUAGCGGUACAGCUGUUUCGAGAGUCGAGUCUCCCGAUUUUUCCUGGUUGGGAGGUCGAAGUGAAUCAACUCACGUGACGCUUGACGUCAGGCGAAGAGGCGGAUAUUUACACCAUGAGUUGUCAUUUCUUUGCUGCAGUCUCGUAUGGCUGGCAGGUAGUCCGGCGAAACGGCCUCGUUCGCUUCGUAUAAUAUCCAUUAACAUUCUUAAUUCUCUGUCCGUGUUUGUCGUCACCAGUCUCGACCCGUAAGAAUCUUAUGGAAAAAAUGCAUCAAUCGAACUACCUGAAUGUAAAUUAAUAAAAAAGAAAUGAACAAUUAGAAAAUUUUAGUUUAUAAAUUUUGAGGGAUGUUCCAUGGCUGACCCAUUUAUUACUGCUGUUGAAUUAACAGUAUGUCUUCCAUUUAUAAUGAAACUCAACCUUUAUUAGAGAGCACAAUGGCAAAAGGGUUAAACUGGAAGGAUGUGGAUCAGGACGGCCAUCUAUCAGACGUUCAAAUCAAUGUGGACAUACACCACAAUGGAUUAAGCCGCAGAGAGAAAAAUGGAGAUGUCCUUGAACUGACGUCACCAAAAGAGGAGCCAAAUUUUCGCCCGGAAAAAUGGAAGACGCUAGUGGCAUUUGCAUUUCUUUCAGCCAAUCUCAUCUUUAACUUGAUGUGUUUAUCCAUUGUUCAUGAGAGAGUUCCAGACAGAACAAAAUAUCCCCCAUUACCAGAUAUAUUCUUUGAUUACUUUCCUCCUGCUGACUGGGCAUUAGAUGUAUCUGAAAUUAUUAUAAUGAUAGCUACAUGGAGCACUCUAAUAUUAAUCUUUUUUCAUCGUCACAGAUUUAUUAUAUUAAGAAGAGUUUUUGUUAUAAUUGGAUUGUUAUAUUUUAUGCGUGGUAUAACAAUGUUUGUCACUCAGGUGCCAAUUGCAAGCACUACCUAUUUCUGUUCUCCCAAGGCCAAUUCUACAAAUCCUCUGUUAAUAGGAAAACGUGUUUUACAAUUGAUGAGUGGUUUUGGUUUGUCAAUUAAUGGGCAGCAUAUCUUUUGUGGUGAUUACAUUUAUAGUGGUCAUACAGUAAUUUUAACAAUGGCUUAUCUUAUAUUUCAAGAAUAUGGUCCUCGAAAAUAUUUUAUAUUACCUUGUAUAGUGUGGCUGGCAAGCGCAGUCGGAAUAUUUAUGGUCCUGCUUUCUCGAGGUCAUUACACCGUGGAUGUCGUCAUUGCAUAUUAUGUCACAACAAGAGUAUUUUGGAUAUAUCAUACAAUGGCCAAUAAUCCAUCUUUAAAAACUAGUGGAGACAACAAUUUCCUAGCCAAUGUGUGGUGGUUUCCUCUAUUUUCAUAUUUUGAGAAAAAUGUCAACAGUCCCGUUCCAUGCCGACACGAGUGGCCUCUUCCCUGGCCCCGGCGGUUUCUUCGGCACACGCGAAUUUCCUAGCAGGGUUCAAUAUGUGGUUAGCGAGGACAUUUGCGAAGUGCUGCACCUGGCCACACUGUUGUGACUCUAUCGUGCAAACGGGAUACGCCUACUACAAAAAGGAUAUUUCAUCCGUAGAGUGAAUCUUUCCACCAAAAUCUUUGGGGUUGACCACGUCGAACAAUACGUCGGUGCUCGAGAAAGACAGUUCUUGUUUAUUUUUUUUAAAUUUUUGUUUUCUUAAUAACAGGUCAGCCGUGACCCGUCCCGAUCUCAGAAUUUACUCGUUGGCGUGUGCUUAGAUCAAUUCCUCUACUCCUCAGGUGUCUCGAGAACCGUUACGAGUUCGUCUAAGUGAAAAAUGUUAAGUGAAAACUCGACGUACACACACAUACGAGCACACACACACACAAAGAAAAAUAUAAAAAAAUAAAUAAUAAAAAAGAUUAUUCUAUUACUUAAUUUAGAAUCUAGAAUGGUAUUUUUCUAAUCGCCGUUUUUUAUUUCUAAACUUUGUAUUUUCGUGAAAGCCAUAGAUUUUGUUCUUAAAAAAAAAAAAAAGUGAAAAAUGCGCCCGUCUUCAUUGGAUAAACACGCGAACGUUGGAAGUAAAUUCAUCGUCGCUUACGAAAAUAAAAAUCAAAAUGUUUGCAGAACUUUUUUUCGUAUCUCUCGACGUUCCGCUGGCAUAAGGGGCCUCUUAACGAGGUUUUUGCAGUGUUAAAAUUACAUAUUCCACAUUGUUUUCCGUUCCAAACGAGAGAUUGUUGUUCGCUUUUGCCCUCCUGUGCCACGCAUCAAAAAAAGAAAACAAAAACUUAAAAUUUCGGAUCGUGUCCAUCAGUUUUCUUCCUUCGGCAGGAACACAAUUUUUUUUGUUUGUUUUUUUUUUAUUUUAUGGGGAUCAACAACCAUUUUAUUCGUUGUCUUACUUGUCUGCUCUUGGCCAAUUUUUCUCUAAGAGUGAUGGAUACAGGACCCGAAAACCCAGGUGCUGUUUUAAAGGGAUGCCAUUUGGUAACAUUUAUAAUCGAAAUUCUAGUUUAAGAAGGGAGUUCUAUCCCGGAAAAAUUCAAAAAACAUAUAAUAUUUGUGUACGUUUUAUGUAAAUAUAUAUUGUAUAUGCAACAUGAGCAAGAUGUGAUUUGUUUAAUAUAUAUUAUAUAUAUAAAAUAUCUUUACCAAGUUUUCUGUAAUUCUUCUCGGUUGGUUCUACAGAAAUUUCCCGUUGAAGCUGCGAAAAUUUUCUAGAAAAAGCAAAUUUUUCCCCGAAUUGUAGACGAUGGAAGAAAGAAAAUGGGACUAUUUUCUGUCAGUAGAUUGGAAUUAUACGUGAUGUUUUAAUGCCUUAACAGAAUGAUAACGAUUUAAAAUACACAACUGUAAUAUAUAUACACAAACACAGACACACAUACAUAUAUAUAUAUAUAUUUGUUGUCCAGAAUACAGUAUUUGGAGUCUUUGGUAAAGUUUUGUUUAAGAAAAAAAAAGAAACCAUAAUAAUAAUAAUUCUAAGCGAUGUACUUGUGUUGGAACUUUUGGAGAUUAUUGAAUUACUCGGGUGUGAUCAUCAUCAGAUGCGGGAGAAGAGAAACAAAUGUGGCUGUUUACACCACAUGCGGCUCAAUUUACGUUUCCAUUAACAGUCUACGGUAAUUAAACGCUUUGAAUUUAAAUAUAAAAAAAAAUUCGAUUGCUUUAUCUAAAAAUACAGUGGAGUGGAUUUUUUGGUCCGUUUAAAUUGCGCUCAUUCAGAAAUCUUUCAAAAAAAUUGCUGCAAUGGAGGAGGGGGAUUCUUUCGAUAGGGGCUUCCAAGAGAAAAACGAGUUAAAAAUAAAUUAAAUUGAUAAUUUUCUCGUUGAUGGUCGACGUUCUAAAAGACAUUUCUUUUUUUUUUUCAAUCGAGAUAUAUACCUAUAUAUUAUUAUUAUUACUAUGAUGAGCAGAAAUCGCGAUGAUUAUCGUGUUUAUUUUCAAUUCCAAGUUAUCUUAAAUGUGUUUUAUUGCUGUAACAGUGAAAAAUAAUAAAGAACAGUUUAUAA
Centruroides sculpturatus (bark scorpion) is the source of this 3868-nucleotide messenger RNA. RefSeq names its product phosphatidylcholine:ceramide cholinephosphotransferase 2-like. The transcript has 7 exons. Gene Ontology annotation, molecular function: ceramide cholinephosphotransferase activity; sphingomyelin synthase activity. Lineage: Eukaryota; Metazoa; Arthropoda; Arachnida; Scorpiones; Buthidae. Bases 810 to 1847 code for a protein of 345 amino acids. The record is from RefSeq and is a predicted model, not a curated record. Gene Ontology annotation, cellular component: endoplasmic reticulum membrane; Golgi membrane. Gene Ontology annotation, biological process: ceramide biosynthetic process; sphingomyelin biosynthetic process.